AUGGCCGAGAGGGAAUCGAUCAAAUCCCCAACGCUUGUGACUUCGGUCAAAGAAACUGGCGUAGCAGUGGUUGUGCUUAAUCGACCGAAGAAGCGAAACGCGUUAUCCCAGGAUCUGAUAAAUGAGCUUACAGGGGCCUUGAGCCAACUCAACAAAAGUCCAACGGUGCGCGCCGUUAUCCUGACCAGCUCCGGAGCAUUUCCUUUCUGUGCUGGAGCAGAUCUAAGCGAGCUGGCCGAGUUGUCAACGGCUGAAGCGUAUCGUGUCGGAUGGCUAAAGGACCUUGAGGUUGCUUUCUCAAGCUUCCGAAAGCCGAUAAUUGCAGCAGUGCGAGGAUUUGCAGUAAGUACUUGGAGACAUGCUCGAGAUACUACAUGCACUUCCCUUCCCCGGAUGCCCCUGCUAUGGGUGGGUACUAACCAUCUGCCUAUGCAGUGCGAUAUGAUCUUUGCUUCAGCAGAUGCCCAGUUCGGCUUUCCAGAGAUCAAGCUGGGCACCAUCCCUGGGGUCGGCGGCACGCAGCGAUUGACGAAGACUGUUGGAAAGCACAAGGCCAUGGAGAUGAUUUUAACCGGAUCGCCAGCAACGGCGAGGGAGAUGGAGCGACUAGGUGUGGUGAAUCGCAUCAUGACGGCGGAGCAAGACGUCGUCGAUGAAGCGCUGAAAGUCGCGCAAACAAUGGCUUCCUUCUCAGCACCUGCGGUCGGGUUGGCGAAGGAGGCUGUAACAGCCGCAACAACCCUGCACGCGGGGUUGCAGAUAGAGCGUGCAUUGUACUACAGCAGCUUCUCGCUGGAAGACUGUCAAGAGGGCAUUGCGGCCUUCCUAGAGAAGCGGCCUGCCAAAUUCCAGCAUCGCUGA
Cucurbitaria berberidis CBS 394.84 is the source of this 861-nucleotide messenger RNA. Its product is annotated as ClpP/crotonase. The transcript is spliced from 5 exons. Gene Ontology annotation, biological process: fatty acid beta-oxidation. The record is from RefSeq and is a predicted model, not a curated record. Gene Ontology annotation, molecular function: enoyl-CoA hydratase activity. Bases 1 to 861 code for a protein of 286 amino acids. Gene Ontology annotation, cellular component: mitochondrion. Lineage: Eukaryota; Fungi; Ascomycota; Dothideomycetes; Pleosporales; Cucurbitariaceae.